AUGGCUUCUGUUGUGCCGGUCAGCGGCGCUGCACAGUCCUAUGUCCGCCAGGGGAAGCUGCUUGCGUUGGAGCAGCUGGUGAAGGUGUUUGAGAAUGUGAGCCACAGAUGGGACAACGUGAGGCCGGACUACUGUGACCAAUUGAGGCGACCCCUGUGCAUGGUGUUGCUCAGAAAUUGCAGCACAUCAGAAGUCAAGGGGUUCCAAUAUGCUGUGCGCCUCUACAUAUCUAUCAUCCUCCAACGCCAGCUGCGGCUGUGGAUGAAAGCCGAGCUGGGUGCUUUUUACCCCCUGCUGCUACUAAGGCCCAUCGAAGCUGGCCCACUGGAGCCUGCCAUCUUGACAGUGGUCCUCACAGCCCUGAAACGCCUCUGCAAAGAGCCACAGAUGCAGGUAGACCUCUACAUCAAUUUCGACUGUGACAUGCACUCCAUCAAUCUGUACGAGCGCACUGCGAAGGCUCUGAGCCAGCUGGCUGAGUUUGGAGACCCUUCGGCUGCUCCGGGGCAGAGUGCGCUGGUCCGUGAUGCAGCUGCAGCUUGUGCACUGGCCAUGGUGGCAAGCCUGGAUGCGUGGUCAGGCCCCAUACGAGAUGCUGUGGAAAUGGAGCGCCUCAAUAUGGAGCCAGAGAGGGCUGCCUCCCUGGAUGCGUCUCUCAGCAACUCCGGCUCCCUCAAGCUGCCGGACACCUCAGAGGUGCACCACUUUGGUGCUGCCAAGGCUGCCAAGAACCAAGCCUCCGUGGGAAUCGAACUCUUUAACCGGCAUCCAAUCAAAGGGAUCGCUUCACUGGUGGCUGCUGGGAUCGUUCAGAACAAACCUGCAGACAUUGCCAGGUUCAUUCGGAAGAACCGCGACCAGCUGGAUGAGACCCAGAUGGGCGAAUACCUUGGGCAUCAUGAUGAGAUGCCGAUCGCAGUGAUGCAUGCAUACAUCGACGGGGAGCAGUACAAGUCGCUGACGAUAGACAUGGCCCUGAGGAAGCUACUGGCUGGCUUCAGGUUGCCAGGGGAAGCGCAAAAGAUCGACAGGAUCAUGGAAAAGUUCGCCGCGAGAUAUGUGCAGGAAAACCCAAAUAAGUUUGAGACCGCCGAUGAUGCGUACAUGCUGGCCUUUGCAACGAUCAUGCUCACCACAGACGCCCACAACCCCAUGGCUGACAAGAAGCUGACUAAGGAAGUGUUCCUGUCGAUGAACAGAAAGGAGGUGGAGGGUCAGGGCUCUGUCCUGUUCCUACCUGAGGAAGAGUUGGAGGGCAUUUACGAUCGUAUCGUGGCGAAUGAGAUCGACACACGGAACUCCAAGCCCAGCAAGAAACGACAAGCCGAAGUGGCAGCUGUUCACAAGAGGCUGGCUGCAGCCAUCGGUCUGACGCAACUCUCUAUGCCAUUUAGGUCCAGCACAUUGUGUGACAGGAACAAUGCGGCACAGGUUCAACAGCUGCGCCUGAUCGAAGAAACGAAACGUGUGGUCGCAUCUGGGGUGAAGCGCGGUGACGUGUGGUACACGGGUUCCCAUGCCGAGCAUGCCAGUCCCAUGCUCGAGGCUGUCGGGCCCCACCUCCUUCGUUCUGUUGCCUCAGCACUUGCCAGCGCGGGUGACAGAGAUGCUGCCAUUAGGGCUGUGAAGGCACUGGUUAUGUGCAUCAGGCUUGCUGCCAUGUUCAGUCUGGAUGUGUUGUGUGGCCAGUUUGUGGGGGCCAUUGCACAGGCCACUGGUGUGCAAAGCAAGACGGCACUCCAGCAAGCAAAUCCUCACUGCCAAGUCCUUGCCUUGAGAGCUCUGGUGAACCUGGGUACCAAUGAGGAGGCAGGGCUGCUGGGCAGCAGCUGGACGAUCAUCCUUCGAACCCUUUCCUCGGUGGAAGCUCUGGUGUCAGAGAUGCGGCGCUCCCCCCAAGGCUUUCAGGAUGCCCCUUUCAAGGGCUUCAAGCUGGGGAAGCUCGAACUGGACUUCUCAGGUCUUGACUGGCAGAAGUCGGGAUCGAGCGGCAGCCACACCAUUGGCAGGUUCCUGUCCGGUCUUGGGUUUGGGACGGAGAAAGGCAAAUCUGGGGCGGAUAGGAGCAAGCAGGAAAAAGGGGGAUACGGCUUUGCCACGUCACGUGGCCACUCGAGGUCGCACUCCAUUGGCACGGCUGUCCGCAUGUGGGCGGAUGGUGAGGGGGGUGCCGAGACGGACCACGUGUAUGUUGCCAGCAGCACCCUUAAUGGCGAUGCAGUGCUGGUGUUCACUCGGGCUCUGUGCGCUGUCAGCCAAGAGGAACUUAACCCGGAAGACGACACCGCUCCAAGGGUGUUCAGUCUCAGGAAGCUGGUGGAGUGUGCCUACUACAACCUUGGCCGCAUCCGGUUGGUGUGGGGCCGCCUGUGGGCGAUCAUCUCUGCGCACUUGGUGGGCGCAGCAUGCCACCCUGACCAGACCGUUGCCAUGUACGCAGUGGACUCCAUGCGCCAGCUGGUGGGCAAGCUGCUUUCACGCUCGGAGUUGGCACACUUCACGCACCAAGGGGAGGCCCUGCGGCCCUUUGUGAUGGUGGAGAAGCAUUGCAGCAGCGUGGCAGUGCGGGAGUUGACAGUGCAGUGUGUGGACCAGGCCAUGAACACGCACAGCAAGCGACUUGGUUCAGGAUGGGCAGUGGGUAUGGAGCUGCUGGUGUGCGCUGCAGAGGACCCUGCCCCCUCUGUCCUCCGCCAGGUGCUGGACACAGUAGAGUCGGUUGUUCGGCGGCACUGGGGUUGGUGGGGCAAGGGGUACGACGUGAUAGCAGAGUGCAUCACUGCAGCAGCAGCAGCCUCACGGAACCCAUAUCACACUGACUGCAGCCUGGAUGCAAUCCGUCUUCUAAGGACGUGCGGCGAGGAACUGGCCAGGCCUGUGUUGGCUGAUGGCGGCUCACCUGUCACACGCGCUUCAUCGGCAGAGAUGAAUGGCUUCCCUGAUGACAACGUCGACUCCUUCUCCCGCAGCAACAGUGCCCCAUCCCCCACACUGGAGCCGCCAACCUCACCCUGCCCCCACCCCCCACAGGGAUUCAGCAACCCAAGCGCAGCCUGGAAGCGGCUGUUUGCAGCACUUGUGGAUGUGAUCACGCAUGACAGCCGGCGGCGAUGUGCAGACCUGGCAGCCGAGGUGCUGUUUGGCUUCAUCGAUGGGGGGAUGAGCAAUGGCUGGGGGCUGGACACGUGGCAGGCAUUCUUCAGGGACGCUGUGUGUGGAAUGUUUGACAUGAAUGAGGAUCGAUACAGCAUCCCUGGGGGCAUCGAUCGCCUGCUGUCAUUCUCCAGCAAGUACUUGCCCAAUCUGUGGCUGGUUGUCAGCUGUCAGUAUGCCAAGAUUGGGCCGUUGCUUCUGCCCCUUUGCUUGGACCUGUUCAUUGGCUGGAUGGCACAGUCCCUUCAAACAGUGGCGGUGGAGGGGGUGGCAUUGCUGCAGUCAGUCAUCGACUGCCUGGCCCUGGCGCUGGACCCUGCAGGAUGGUCUGUGGUAGUGGCCUCCCUGAAGGAGGCGUGGCGGCGGUGCGUGUGCUACGGGUACCCCAGGGAAGUGCCCAAGGAAGCCACAGCUGAUGCCCAGGCGCCAUUCAUGGCUUGGCUGGAGGGCCCUGAAGGUCCCAUGGCACUGCCUGCCUUGAGGUCCCGCUGCCACGUUCUGGUCCUCUACCAGCGCCUGGUGCACAGCGUGUUCCAGCACCACGGCCACUCCCUGCCGCCAGGCCUGCAGCUGGACUUGCUGGAUGUGCUGUUGGAGUCGGUGCAGCAGGCGACAACCGCAAACCGCGACACAGUCUUCCUGCAGCUCAUGGGGGAGUACAUCACCAUGCAGGGGGCUAAGAGCCUGCUCUCACAGAUGCAGCUUGCUGGCCUGAGCUCUGACGAGGAAUUGGAUGAUCCAGGUGAAGAACCAGUUCCAGGUCGCAUGGAGGACUGGCACAGGGCACCAGGUCGGGGGGAAAUCGAGCAGGAGAUGAAGGCUGAUGCUGCUGAAGGGCUCGGCAGCCCAUCAGAGCAGGCACAAGAAGCAGCAACAGCAGUGGAAGAUGUUGCACCAGGUCCCAUUGAUGCUGGUGGAGACCGACAGGCCGAUGCCAGCAAUCAGGAAGCUGAUGCAGAAAACGGUGGUCCAAAGGCCGAUGGCAGCAAUCGGGAAGCUGAUGCAGAGGCAGAUGGUCUACAGGCCAGUGGCAGCAGCCAGGAAGCCAAUGCAGAGGAAGGUGGUCCAAAGGUCAGUGGCAGCAAUCUGAACGCUGAUGCUGGGGCAGAUGAUCGACAGGCUGAUGGUGGCAAUCAGCAAGCUGAUGCAGAAGCAGGAGACCCAAAGGCAGAUGGCAGCAAUCAAGAAGCUGAUGCUAAAGCAAGUGAUCGACGAGCCGACGGCAGCAACCAGGAAGUUGACUCAGGGGUGGGUGAUCGACAGGCUGACAGCAGCAAUCAGGAAGCUGGUGCUAGGGCAAAUGAUCGACUGGCCGAUGCCAAAUAUCAGCAAGCUGAUGCUGCCAGCAACAAAGAGACUUCUGGCUACACCGAUGGGGCACAGGCCCUGAGCAGGGAUGGAGGGCAUGAAGAACAUGAAGCAGAAGCUGUGCGUUCCCCAACUGCAGCAGAUCAGCUUCACGCGCCACAGCCAGCCGCACCAGAGGGCAGCGGUGCUCAUGGUGUGGUGGAUGACAUGGAAGAUGAGGUUCCUGCUCGUGAUGAGGUUGGUCCAGGGCCCGGCGUUGCUCCAAUGAAGGGUCCCCCCCAGUUGGGAAGGCGCACCAUCAGUGCCAGUCGCAGCGAUGCCCUACAGCGUGCAGGGCCGGCUAGUGGCGGCAUUACUAUCCAACCCAUGCCUGACGAUUCGCUGGGUUCAUCGACGACCGAAGGCUCCAGUGUGACCGAGGGGCCAGCAUCGGACGACUGGUGGGCAGGCCUCCCUGAGCUGUGCAUGCGCAUGCCAGAGGGAGGGGAGUCCGUUUUCAGGGGACUUUUGAGGCUGGAGGCAGAAGGGGGCACACUGGCGAUCAGGGCCCUACAGGACUGCGUGAUGCGCAGAAGCAAGGAAGAUGCAGAGGACAGUGCUGCACCUGCUGCAGAGGCCCGGUUGCUGGCCCUCUGCCAGCGGCUUAUCAUGCAAGCGGCUAAGGAGGCUGCCCACAUGCGGGAAACCUUGACCCCUGAGGAUCCCGAAUCUCCGCCACCACCGCCGAAGCACCAGUGGGAGCAGGCCAUGAGGGCCCCCCUUGUCGCAAAGGCGCUGGAGACUUACAGGACUGUACAGAGUGAGCAGUUUCUGGCACAGCUCAAAGAGCUGUUCCCUGAGCUGGCGUGCCUCGUCUGCAGUCGGCAGAUGUCAAUUCGGCGCUCCCUGGGCGCCCUGUUCUCAGACCAGCUGCCUGGGUUUCUGUUUCGGGAGGACAGAUAG
Messenger RNA from Ostreobium quekettii, 5403 nucleotides. The record is from the annotation of a GenBank genome assembly. Lineage: Eukaryota; Viridiplantae; Chlorophyta; Ulvophyceae; Bryopsidales; Ostreobiaceae.